Messenger RNA from Daktulosphaira vitifoliae (grape phylloxera), 1436 nucleotides. RefSeq names its product flotillin-2 (gene Flo2). The record is from RefSeq and is a predicted model, not a curated record. The transcript has 5 exons. Bases 158 to 1432 code for a protein of 424 amino acids. Lineage: Eukaryota; Metazoa; Arthropoda; Insecta; Hemiptera; Phylloxeridae. Gene Ontology annotation, cellular component: plasma membrane. Gene Ontology annotation, biological process: regulation of myoblast differentiation; protein localization to plasma membrane.
AUGAUUCAGAUUCAAUAAAUUGAUAAACCAUAUAGAUUUUGCGAUGUGAGAAUCUUGUAGAUUCUUUUAAUUAAUUAUUCUGCUUUAGAUAACUAUUUGCUUGUAAUUUUAAAAAAGAAAAGUUCUUUCUAAAGUAAAUAAAAUUGAAAACUUAGACAUGGGUCAAAUUCAUACUGUAGGACCUAAUCAAGCACUUAUAGUCUCAGGGGGUUGUUGUGGUUCGACUAAACGAACUACAAUAGUUGGAGGAUGGACUUGGGCAUGGUGGUUUAUAACAGAUGUUCAGAAAUUAUCACUUGAAGUAAUGACACUGAAUCCUGUGUGUGAUACUGUUGAAACUGUACAUGGAGUUCCACUUACAGUUACAGGUGUUGCCCAGUGCAAAAUAAUGAAAGCUGAUGAGCUCCUACAAACUGCAUCUGAGCAAUUUCUUGGCAGAACUAGUGCUCAAAUCAAACAAACUAUUCUUCAGACAUUGGAAGGUCAUCUUAGAGCUAUAUUGGGUACACUUACAGUUGAAGAAGUUUAUAAAGAUAGAGAUCAAUUUGCAUCCCUUGUUAGGGAAGUUGCUGCUCCUGAUGUUGGACGAAUGGGCAUUGAAAUAUUAUCUUUUACUAUAAAAGAUAUUUUUGACAAUGUACAAUAUUUAACAUCAUUAGGAAGAUCACAAACGGCAGCUGUGAAACGAGAUGCUGAUAUUGGUGUUGCUCAAGCAAAUCGAGAUGCAGGAAUUAGGGAAGCAGAAUGUGAAAAAUUAGCCAUGGAUAUAAAAUAUGGUACUGACACAAAAAUUGAAGACAAUUCUAGAUUGUUCAAAUUACAAAAAGCAAAUUAUGACAUGGAAGUGAAUACAAUCAAAGCUGAAGCCCAACUUGCUUAUGAAUUACAAGCUGCUAAAAUACAACAAAAAAUUAGAAAUGAAGUAAUACAAAUUGAUGUAGUUGAGAGAAAAAAACAAAUUGAAAUUGAAGCUCAAGAAGUAGAAAGAAGAGAACGUGAGCUAAAUGCUACUGUUAGAUUACCAGCAGAAGCCGAAAGUUAUCGUGUUCAAGCUAUUGCUGAAGGUAACAGAACUCAAGCAGUUGAAGAAGCUACAGCUUAUGCUGAACGUAUUAAGAAAAUUGGAUCAGCUGAAGCUUCAGCCAUUGGUGCUGUUGGUAAAGCUGAAGCGGAAGGAAUGAUGCUGAAGGCAAAUGUUUUUAAGACAUAUGGAGAAGCUGCUGUUAUGGCUUUAGUUAUGGAUGCUUUACCAAAAAUAGCAGCAGAGAUUGUGUCUCCUUUAUCAAAAACUGAAGAAAUUGUAUUAUUGAGUGGUAAUGGAAAUAUCAAUACAGAAGUGAAUCGUUUAGUUGCACAAUUACCACCAGCUGUUCAAGCCUUAUCGGGUGUAGAUAUUACCAAAGUUCUAUCUAAAAUACCUGGAGCUAAAUAAUAGA